AUGCUGCUGCGCAUAUUAAAGAUGCUAUUGGGAGGUGCUGCUACUACAGCAGGUGCUGCAAUGCUAGCUUUGUACUUAUACCAGAAUAGAUUGGUAUAUCCUUCUUGGGCUCAAGGAGCUCGUGAUUUUGUCGAUACUCCAGAUAAAUACGGACUUCCCUUUGAGGAAGUUCAUCUGAAGACUGCAGAUGGUGUAGAGAUUCGGGCUUUUGAUAUAAGACAGAAAAACUCUAACGUUACUUGGCUUAUUCUAUGUCCCAAUGCCGGAAAUAUGGGCUACUUUUUGUCUGCAGUAGAACUGAUUUAUCGUCGGUUCAAUUCCAGCGUUUUCAUUUAUUCGUACCGUGGAUAUGGGUUUUCCGAGGGCUCGCCAUCUGAACAGGGCCUUAAGCACGAUGCAGACGCCGUCAUGUCUUUCUUGCAACAGGAUUCUUUUUAUAAAACUCAAAAAUUGAUACUAUACGGUCGGUCUCUAGGUGGUGCUAAUGCAGUCUAUAUUGCAGAAAAGUUCCCGCAACUGUGCGAUGGUGUCAUCCUGGAAAAUACUUUUCUAAGCAUUCCUAAGGUAAUUCCACAUGUGUUUCCUUGGCUAAGUCCUUUUUCAUUCUUAUGUCACGAAAAAUGGGACUCUGAAAACGACAUCAAGCGUGUCGAUCCAACUAUACCGUGGCUUUUCUUGUCCGGUCAGAAAGACGAGAUUGUACCACCGCAGCACAUGGCGCGGCUCCACAAUAUUUGCCCCAGCGAACGAAAAAGCAUUGUGGAGUUUCCGCGUGGUUUCCACAACGACACCAUUAUUCAAGAAGGCUAUUGGGAAUGUGUAGAAAAGUUUCUAUCAGACUAUAUAUGA
Messenger RNA from Lachancea nothofagi CBS 11611, 849 nucleotides. The record is from the annotation of a GenBank genome assembly. NCBI's taxonomy places the organism in Eukaryota, Fungi, Ascomycota, Saccharomycetes, Saccharomycetales, Saccharomycetaceae.